AUGGCUUUCCACGGUCUUCCAGAUGGUGCCUGCCUCAGAUACCCGGAAAACCUUCCACCGCAUCCAAACCUGACCCAUGAAAUGGCGGCUCAGAUGCUUUUGCGUGCCACAGGUCUCUCGCAAACAGUUCCGUUUCAGUGGGGAUACAUAGACAGACCAGCUGAUGGCUCGCUGUACCUUAUCUGCAUCCUGCCUUCAUAUCCCUUUCCCAGCGACGGAUUACGUUACCAGGAGCAAGAGCAGAGAUACACCAUUCCCAUCGGCAAUGGACGCGAACUUGAAAUGACAGAAGUCAAGUUCGGUUUCGUACCCGGUCACGAGAACGUCGCCUCACGGAUCCGCAGACGGUACCGCUUGGUGAAGGGCGGUAACCCCCAGCUCAUCCUGAUUCACUACUCACGCGGCCAGGCCAUCCCCGUCAUCCCCUCGCUCAACCAGCCCGUCCGUUCCUAUCCUCUCCGAACCAUCAAUGAACCGGCCGUGUUCAUCGCUGGCGAGCGAUCGGGCCAGAAGGUUUUCCCUGGGGGUGGUCCGGGACCCAUGCCAGACAGAAGCGGUUCGAUGCCACCUGGCGCCAUGGGAAUGCCGUUUGGAAACCCGCAGGUGAUGCUCCAGCAGCAGAAUGCCAGCAUGGAAGCUCUCGAAAGACGAAGUCAGAGGGAGCGGGACAGGAGCGGAAGUGUCACUGGCAGGCCACCGCCGCAUCCCCAGCAACAGACUCGCAUCGAAGAAGACGAAGUAGAUGCAAGAUACAGCUCUCAUCCGCCUGAUCUUGCAGAAGACAGCGAGUCAAUAACCAUCCGCGCACUGGCCUUGACUCGGUACCGCCGCAAUCAUGAUUUCAUGAACGAAGUCUUUAUGCACGCUGCAUACGGGAAGCAGCUCGAGCCCAAACCGCAGCCAAAAGGCUACACGAUAUUCGACAAGGACGAGCUCAAUUCCUCAAUAUCGAAGCUCGAAACCGAAGUAGCGGAACUCGAGGCCAAGGCAGCGGCACGUCGGCAGGCGAAGGAGGCAAGCGAGCUCGCAGAUGUCUCUAUGGAGUCUCACGCCUGA
Molecule: messenger RNA, 1056 nt
Organism: Phanerochaete carnosa HHB-10118-sp
Lineage: Eukaryota; Fungi; Basidiomycota; Agaricomycetes; Polyporales; Phanerochaetaceae
Exons: 8
Coding region: 1-1056 (351 amino acids)
Biological process (GO): chromatin remodeling
Source: RefSeq, a predicted model, not a curated record